Strongylus vulgaris is the source of this 207-nucleotide messenger RNA. NCBI's taxonomy places the organism in Eukaryota, Metazoa, Nematoda, Chromadorea, Rhabditida, Strongylidae. The record is from the annotation of a GenBank genome assembly.
AUGUCAUUCAACACAGCUUCCCUUGCGGACGGUUCCCUCUUUUGGGAUUCCGGAUCGACUGUUGCUUUCGGCAUAGGACUCAUGUUGGAGCUUGAUGGUGGUGACCGAUUCUGCACAUUCUGGGAUGCUGUCGCUCUCGCAAGCUGUUGCUGUUGCUUUGAUGGAAGGAUCUCCCGCUCGAGAUUGGAUCUAAAGAAGUUGAAGUGA